Messenger RNA from Pseudomassariella vexata, 1332 nucleotides. Its product is annotated as 6-phosphofructo-2-kinase. The record is from RefSeq and is a predicted model, not a curated record. Gene Ontology annotation, cellular component: cytosol. The transcript has 3 exons. Gene Ontology annotation, biological process: fructose metabolic process; fructose 2,6-bisphosphate metabolic process. Gene Ontology annotation, molecular function: fructose-2,6-bisphosphate 2-phosphatase activity; 6-phosphofructo-2-kinase activity; ATP binding. The coding region runs from base 1 to 1332 and encodes 443 amino acids. NCBI's taxonomy places the organism in Eukaryota, Fungi, Ascomycota, Sordariomycetes, Amphisphaeriales, Pseudomassariaceae.
AUGGCUCCCGGCACUAAUGGCCGAGGCGUCCAGGUCGAGGACACCAAGAUCUGUGUCGUGAUGGUUGGGCUGCCAGCGCGUGGGAAGAGCUAUAUUGCACAAAAAGCCCAGCGGUACCUCCAAUGGCUCUCGAUCGAUGCCAAGACAUUCAACGUCGGCAAUUAUCGGCGAACUGAUGCCCCCCAGCCGUCUGCCGAGUUUUUUGAGAUGGGCAAUGCCGAAGGAGAGCGCAGACGACGGGCCGCCGCCGAGGCUGCCAUGGCCGAUAUGCUUAGCUGGUUCCGACAGGGCGGUGUCAUUGGCAUAUUAGACGCGACAAACUCGACCAAAGACCGCCGCAGGUGGGUUGUUGACACGUGCGCUCGCGAAGGCAUCGAGGUGCUGUUCGUCGAAUCCAAAAGCGACAAUGAGGACCUCAUCAUGGCCAAUAUCCGCGACGUCAAGACGACGAGUCCAGACUACAAGGGUCAAGACCCGGAGAAGGCUGCCAUGGACUUCCGCAACCGGAUCAAAAACUACGAGAAGGUCUACAAGACAAUUGACGGUGAUGGCGAUGAGAGCGACUACACAUACCUCAAGAUCAUGGACGUGGGCGGCCAGGUCAUCAUCAACCGCAUACAGGACUACCUGCAGAGUCGCGUUGUAUACUAUCUAAUGAACCUCCACAUCCGCCCCCGAUCUGUCUGGCUGUCCCGGCACGGGGAGUCGCUGUACAAUCUUGACGGGCGCAUUGGCGGUGACGCAGAUUUGUCACCGCGUGGCCAUAAAUAUGCUCAGAAGCUGCCCGAGCUAGUUCGUAAGUCUGUUGGAUCUGACCGCCCCUUAACGGUUUGGACGUCCACCCUCAAACGAACUAUCGCCACCGCGCGUUACCUCCCCGACAACUACAACCAACUGCAGUGGAAGGCACUCGAUGAGCUGGAUGCCGGUGUCUGCGACGGCAUGACAUACCAGGAAAUCAAGGACGUCUACCCCGAAGAUUUCAUCGCUCGAGACGAAGACAAGUACAAUUACCGAUAUCGCGGCGGUGAGUCCUAUCGCGAUGUUGUGAUUCGACUCGAGCCCAUUAUCAUGGAACUGGAGCGUUCGGAAGACAUUCUCAUCGUAACGCAUCAAGCCAUAUUGCGUUGCAUCUACGCAUACUUUAUGAAGAAGGACCAGUCGAGAUCUCCCUGGCUCAACGUUCCUCUCCAUUCUUUGAUCAAGCUUACGCCUCGAGCAUACGGCACAGAUGAGGAGAGGUAUCAAGCGGAUAUUCCGGCCGUCAGUACUUGGAGAGGGAAGGGCAGUACUGCUAAACAUGAAGAUCCGGCUGCGGAUGCCACUGUCUGA